Messenger RNA from Hydra vulgaris (swiftwater hydra), 858 nucleotides. Lineage: Eukaryota; Metazoa; Cnidaria; Hydrozoa; Anthoathecata; Hydridae. The record is from RefSeq and is a predicted model, not a curated record.
AUGGCGACCGGUGGUGCAGGUGAUGUGGUAGCUCUAAAUCAACUUGUUGAGAAAAAAGGAGGAAAGAGCCAUGUGUGGAAAUAUUUUGAAUUUGCGGCUGAUGACAAGGGGAAUAUCAUUGAUAAUCAAAAACCCAUUUGCAAACGAUGUCGCCGAAGUUUUCUCUCAAAAGGAGGAAACACAUCAAACUUAAUAAAACACCUCAAAGACCGACACCCGGAUCUGACGAAAGAGUUCAAGCAGCUGCAAGCUGAGGAAGACCAUGGAACACCCCCGCAAACUCAUAAACAGGCAACAGUUAAAGAAGCUUUUCAGUGGCAACAAAAAUAUGACAAAAACUCACCUGAGGCAAGAAAGCUGAACCUAGCUGUUGCUGAAUUCAUAUGUAUUGAUAAAGUGCCGAUUUAUACAGUUCAAAAAUGUGGAUUCCAACAAAUGCUCCAUCAUUUCAACCCAAAAUACCAGCUUCCAAGUCGAAACUUUUUUAUGUACACUGAGAUUCCCCGCAUGUACAAUGACACCAGAGAUCUCAUAAUCCAGCAUCUCAGUGACAAAUCAUUUUACAGCUGCACAACAGAUCUUUGGACAAGUAGAACUGCAGACACUUUCAUGUCUUUAAUACUGCAGUACAUUACUAAAUCAUGGGAAUCGCAAUCCUGGUGUCUUGGCUGUUGUGGUCUCAACACAGACCACACUGCUGAAAGUUUGAAGGAGGCCUUUGAUAAAAAACUUGAAGACUGGAUGUUGGACAUUGCAAGAAUGUCAGGCAUCACAACAGACAGUGCCUCAAAUAACAAAAAACCUUUGAGGACUACACCUGGAUUCCUUGUUUUGGAUAAUCCACCUUGUUGUAAAUAA